This is a messenger RNA of Chara braunii, 2648 nucleotides long. NCBI's taxonomy places the organism in Eukaryota, Viridiplantae, Streptophyta, Charophyceae, Charales, Characeae. The record is from the annotation of a GenBank genome assembly.
GGACGAGAUGGAGGAGGAGGAGGAGAUGGAGAACAUGGGGGAGGACAUGGAAGAGAUGGAGGAGACGGAGAGGGAGUAGAUGGAGGAGAGAUAUGAAGGAGGUGGAUGGAGGAGAACAUGGAGGAGGAAGACAUGAAGGAGGUGAACGAGAUAGAGGACGAGGAGGCGAUGGUGAAGAUGGGUGAGGAUGUGGAGGAGAUGGAGGAUAUGGAGUGGGAGGAGAUGGAGGAGGAGGAUAUGGAGCAAGAGGAGGAGAUGGAGGACAUGGACGAGGAGGAGAAUGUGGAGGAGGAGGGGAUGGAGCAAGAGGAGAUGGAGGAGAUGGCGGAGAUGGAGGAAAUGGACGCGGAGGAGGACAUGGAGGAGGGCAUGGAGGAUGAGGAGACGGAGGAAAUGGAGAUGGAGGAGAUGGAGAUGGAGGAGAUGGAGGAGAUGGAGGAGAUGGAGGACAUGGAGGAGGAGGAGGAGAUGGAGGAUAUGGAGGAGGGUAUGGAGGAGGAGGAGAUGGAGGAGGAGGAGAUGGAGGAGGAGAUGAAGGAGAUGGAGGAGUACAUGGAGGACGAAGAGAUGGAGGAGGCCUUGGAGUACAUGGUGGAAGAUGUUGAGAAGAUGGACUUCGUGAGGGUGAUGGCGGAGAUCAAUCAACCAAUCAAUCAAUCAAUCAAUCAAUGGAGACUAUCAAUCGAUUAUGCACUCAAUGAACAAAUGUACCCACUGGCUGCUGAGCACGCAGACAAGAUGGAUGGAGAGCUUGCCGCCGAGGACCUGCGUGAAUUGGACGAGCCAUGUGACCCGAUGCCAGAUCGUGCAGGAGGAGUUGGAGACGGUGAUCGUGGUGGAGUGCCCUUCAACUGGUUGCGGUUGAAGGAGACGCAAGACUAUUGGAACUACAUAGUCACACUCCUGCAUCCUUCGAUCGUGCCGGUGCCACGACUGCUGACAUACGAGGGAGUCCGCACGAGGAUGAUGGACAUCAUUUUCCACGAGAUAGCAGUCCUCAUUGCACCUAAAAAGGCAAAGUGGGCUACCACAGGAUGCACACUGCUGACAGACGGGGCUACCGACACGACCAACAAGCCCAUCAUGAGCUUCAUAGUAGCAGGACAGUCUGGACCCAUCCUCAUGCGGACCAUCGACAUGUCGCAUCGGGAAAAGACGGGAGUCGGCCUGGAAGAGAUUUGGGAGGGAGUCAUCAGAGAUGAUAUUGACAUUGACAAUGUGAAUGCCAUCUGCACUGACAACGCAGAAGUGAUGAAGACAGCAGCCGACAUCUUGCAGUCACACCCCGACCCGGCUACUCGUCGCAAACCUUGGAUCCCGUGUGCAACACAUUGCUUCAGCUUGCUGCUGAGGGACAUUGCGGCGCAUUCUUGGGCGGCCACUGUCAUGAGGAAGGCGCACACGUUAGUCAAGUUCAUGCGCAACAAACAACGAGCCCUAGCACUUCACAAGACCAUGAAGAACGCGCUAGUACUGAAGCGACCAGCGGAGACGCGUUUUGGGAGAACGUUCAUGAUGCUAGAGAGGCUAUAUGAGCAGAGGGUUGUGUUAGACAAGCUCGUGUCAGGGGAGUUGUGGGCGCAGGUGCGGUGGAUUGGGGAUGCGAGGAGGGAUGAGCCCGAGGUGCGUAGAAUGUGCAGAGACGAUUCUUGGUGGGGGAGGGUGAAGAUGUUCGUGGACGUCAUGGCCCCGUGCUUCAGGUUCCUCAAGGACAUGGACAGGGAUGGAUCAUCACCCACAAGAUUCUGGGAUUUGGAGAGCAUAUUGCGGGGGGGGGUCAAGGCUCUUGGACUGACGGAGGAUGAGAGGAGGGCGGUCAUGGAUUUCAUAUCCGACAGAUGCAGGAUGAUGCGUCAGCCUGCCCAUGCGGCUGCGUAUCUGUUGGAUCCUCGCCAUCGCAUUGUGGACGACCCUCGCUACUGGCCGAAAAGUGGAGCGCCCUGGUGGGACGAGUAUGCGGUGAAGGACGCGGUGGAGUGGGGAAUGCAUGCAACGAUGUGGUGGGAGCUUCACGGUGGCCAGGAGCCAAGACUACAGACAAUUGCUCGCAAAGGGUCACCAAGGGGGCGGGGUUCUCAAGCGGGGGCUUCUGUCACCAAGGGGCAAAGGGUUCAACGGCCCCUUCUGUCACCAAGGGGGCGGGGUUCUCAAGCGGGGGCUGUUCGGGACUUGGGGGUGAGGAGAGUAGUGCUUCAAGUUCUGGGGCAAAGGGUCGAGGUAACAUCAACCGCCAUCGUGAACGAAAGGGGUAGGGGGCGGGAAGAAGAGGCGAGAGAUACGUGGGGCGCCUUGGACGAGGGGUCGGAGGCCGAGUCAUGGGCAGACCGGUGUCUUGCCGAUUUCUCGGACUCGGAUCUCGGGGAUUAUUGGGACUACGAGAACGAAUUCUGAAAGGUUCAAGGACCACAGGGUACGUAGUUUGUAACUGCCUAACCUGAGAGAAUCUUCCUAAAUCUCUGCUUCCCUACCCCCUUUUCUUUGAAUACCCCGAUUAAAUUAUUCGAUUCUAAGAGAGAAAAGAGUCAGCCGGUGGCGAAAAGGAAGAAGGGAACGAAGUGAGAAGAGUUCAUGAUACGAGAAGGAGAAUGAGAGGGAGUAGACAAGCUAGCGAUCACUGAUCGAUAGGCGGAUAAAGUCUUGGGACCCGA